This is a messenger RNA of Pediculus humanus corporis (human body louse), 3801 nucleotides long. RefSeq names its product Contactin precursor, putative. NCBI's taxonomy places the organism in Eukaryota, Metazoa, Arthropoda, Insecta, Psocodea, Pediculidae. The record is from RefSeq and is a predicted model, not a curated record. Gene Ontology annotation, cellular component: plasma membrane; axon. The coding region runs from base 1 to 3801 and encodes 1266 amino acids. The transcript is spliced from 16 exons. Gene Ontology annotation, biological process: cell-cell adhesion; axon guidance. Gene Ontology annotation, molecular function: protein binding.
AUGAAUGCAUUUGGUCAGUUUUCGAACCAAGAUGGAAACAAUCCAUUUGGUAAAAGUAGUCAAAACAAUCCGUUUCAGCAGUAUGGAAAUCAGCAAAGCAGUUAUAUGAGAGGAAACACUUAUGAUUAUCAAACCUCACCCCCACAUAGAGGUUACAACAAUGAGCUAUCGGUUAAUCCUUAUAUGUAUAAUUAUCAUAGUUCGGAAUAUGAAUUGAAGUGUCCUCAACAUUGGGAACAAUAUCAACAGUCCUGUUAUAGAUUUAUUAAAUCUCCUAUGAGAGCAAGAGAGGAUGCGAAAAAAAAUUGUGAAGCAUACCAUAGUGAUUUAGUCAGUGUCAAUAGUUUGGAAGAACAUGGAUUUUUAAUUUAUCAAUUACUGUGGAGGGAUCCUCAGCACAGAAAAUGGUAUACUAGCAUAAGGCAACACAACCCUGGAAAUUGGGUAAAUGAUGGUGAUGGCUCACCAUUACUUAACAUGGAAAAUGCAUUUUUACCGUCUCAAGAUAACAAUUAUGGAUCUGAUUAUUUAGUUUACAGUUAUUCGCACAACUUAAAAAGAUGGGGUUUCAAAGCUGUUAAAGGUGACGAGCAAUUUUUAUACAUUUGUGAAGCUCAUAUUGGAAAACUUCAUUACAUGUCUGUCGAUGAAAGAACACAUGAAUAUGGUAUUAAUGUAAAUGAUCCGAAUAAAAUUCCAAUGGGGCCUUAUUUCAUAAUGCAACCUCAAGAUGUUGUUUUCGAUGUUUCAAAUGUUAAAGUGACAAAUGAUGUCACAUUAAGGUGUUUAGCUGGUGGUUACCCAUCACCAACUUAUGAAUGGUUCAAGGAAGAAUAUGAAAAUGAUGUAUUGACUUCGGUUUUAAUUAAUCCAUUAGUCGAUAAAAGAUAUACUAUUAGUGGUGGUAAUUUGAUAAUAUAUGAUCCGAAACAAAUUGAAGACAGAGGGUCAUAUCAUUGUAAAGCCACCAACAAAUUCGGUUCCAUAUUAUCAGAGAGUAUUAAAUUGUCGUUUGGUUAUAUUAAUGAAUUUAAUUUACAAAGAGCUCCCGAAUCCGGAAAUCAAAAUUGGGGUAAAACUAUUUAUUGCGAUCCACCGCCUCAUUUUCCAGACAUCAAUUAUAAAUGGACUCGAGACUAUUUCCCAAAUUUCGUUGAAGAGGAUAGAAGAGUUUUCGUAUCAUUUGAUGGGGCUUUAUAUUUUUCUGCACUUCAGGAAAUCGACAGAGGAAGUUAUUCGUGCACUGCUCAAAGUAAAGUUUCGUCUAUCGGUCGUACCGGUCCUUUCUUUCACUUGAACGUCGUAACUAAUCCGAAUUAUCAGCAAUUGAAAUUCCCAAAUAAUUUCCCGAAAGUAUUUCCGGAAGCUCCUUUGGCUGGAAAAGAUGUUCGCUUAGAGUGCAUCGCCUUCGGAUACCCGGUACCAACUUAUAAUUGGACAAGAAGAGGAGCUCCAAUGCCUCGAGGAUCAGUAUUUACUAACUUUAACAGAGUUUUAAUUUUACCUCAAGCUUCUGUCGAAGACCAGGGCGAAUAUGUUUGUCGUGCUUUUAAUGAUCGUGCCUCAAUUGAAAACGGAGUAUUUGUUUCCAUUCAAGCAGAACCCAAUUUCACGAUUCCUUUGGCUGAUAAACAUUUAGACUAUCAAGAAGAUUUGACAUGGACUUGCGAAGCUUUCGGAAUACCCGAUGUUAAUUACACGUGGUUUCGCAACGGUUUACCUUUGAAUCCUUUCAAUUUACCACCUCAAGAUAGAGAUCGUUAUUUUGUACAAGACAAUAUAUUACAAAUAAAAAGACUUAAUCCAUUGAGUGACGCUGGAAUGUAUCAGUGUAGAGCGAGUAAUCAGUUGAAGACGAAAUAUUCUUCUGCUCAAUUAAGAGUUCUUUCAUUUAAACCUUCUUUUGAAAAGAAACCAUUAGAAGCGGAAACUUAUGCUGCCGAAGGAGGAAAUGUAACAAUCGUGUGCAAUCCUGAAGCAGCUCCGAGACCGAAAUUCGUAUGGAAAAAAAAUAAUGAUAUUUUAGGUUCGGGUGGUCGAAGAAAAAUAUUAGAAAAUGGAAAUUUAAUUAUAAGUCCCGUGUCCAGGGAUGACGAGGGACUUUACACGUGUACCGCGUCCAAUAAUUACGGAGUUGAUGAAAGUCGUGGAUUAUUAAUCGUGCUACGUGCUCCGAAAAUGACAUCAACUUUUCCACCUCAAAUCAUAACUUCCGUUAUGGAAAAUUUUACGUUAAAUUGCGAGGCGAAUACGGACGAACUUUUAGAUACGGCUUACAUCUGGACACAUAACGGUAUAAGGAUCAAAGAACGAGAUUCUAGUAAUUUGCGUUUAAUUCCCGACGGUGGCAUUUUACACGUGAUAAAUACGACUUUGGCUGAAGCUGGGGAAUACGAAUGCAUCGUGAAAAGUGCAGUCGGUAGAAUUUCCACUAAAACCAAUGUUAUUGUUCAUGGGCCUCCUGGACCACCGGGUGGAGUGCAGGUUGUCAGUAUUAGCACCACAUCGGCAACCAUUCAAUGGACUGACGGAGCUUCCAACGGGCGUCCGAUUCUCUAUUACAACGUGGCUGCUAGAACGAAUUGGAAUUCAACGUGGCAAAAUGUCACUAAAUUGAUAACUGCGCGGGAAGUGGAUCGUUAUAAUAACAGAAAAGAAGCCAUUUUGGAAAAUGUACUUUCUCCAUGGUCUAUUUAUGAAUUUAGAGUUUUGGCCGUCAAUCAAAUCGGACCCGGAUAUCCGUCGUUACCAUCUCCGCAAUACUCUACACCUCCCGACAGCCCGAAUAAACCGCCAUCUAAUAUUGGAGGAGGAGGUGGUAAAAUUGGAGAUUUGUCCAUUACUUGGACGCCAUUACCUCCUCAAGAUCAAAACGGACCUGGAAUUUAUUAUAAAAUAUUUUGGAGAAGAAACGGAACAAACAGAGAAUUUGAAUUUAAAGAACUCAAAGAAUUCGGUAACGUCGGUGCCGCCGUGGUUAGAGUUAACAGCGAAUAUUAUUUUACAGAAUACGAAGUCAAAGUUCAAGCCAUCAACGAUAUCGGAAAGGGACCGGAAAGUGCGGUUCACGUUAUCUACAGCGCAGAGGAAAUGCCUUUGGCUGCACCGCAACAAGUCUCGGCGAGGUCAUUUAACUCGACUUCGUUAAACGUAACAUGGACUCCGAUUCCGAUGCGUCGGGACAUUGUCAGAGGAAAACUCAUAGGUCACAGGCUUAAAUAUUGGAAAACGUCGCAACAAGAAUUCGAAGCCGUUUACUACUUAAGUAGAACUCUUCGUCCUUGGGCUUUAAUUGUUGGAUUGCAGCCAGACACUUAUUACAAUGUUAAAGUUAUGGCAUAUAAUAACGCCGGAGAAGGUCCAGAAAGUGAAAAAUUCAUAGAGAGAACGUUCAGAAAGGCUCCUCAGAAACCGCCCUCCUCUGUUCACGUCAUGGGUAUUAAUCCGUCAACGAUUAAAGUCGUUUGGAGAUACGUGUCACCGAGCCACGACGAAGAACCACUUAUAGGAUAUAAGGUUCGAAUAUGGGAAGUCGAUCAGGACAUGGCGAGUGCAAACGAUACGAUAGUUCCGGUCGGUUCAACACUCGAAGCAUACAUAAACACUUUGACGCCGGGAAAACAAUAUCAUUUGAGAGUUUUGGCUUUUUCAAACGGUGGCGACGGAAGAAUGUCUUCUCCCGCUCACACUUUUCAAAUGGGACCGACUCUAGCUCAGACGAGUAGUCAAACGAAAGCGAUUUACAGUUCCGUCACCGUUUUCGUAUUGACUUUUAUUAUGAUUUAUUUAAGCACGGCGUGA